AUGGAGUCACCGUUUUCCGAUUGGAUGGAUGUGGUCUCCGCCUACUCGGGAGAUUCAAACCAGCUGUCCCCGCAGAGUUGCACUAGCAGAUCUAUCUUCGUAAGUGGCACUAGCAUGGUGUUGAAACCGUCGGAUGUGAGUCAGAUGACGGGAGACGAGCGCCGCGUGUUUGAGUUCCCAGGACUAGACCAAUCUUUUGAUCGUUCGCGGAAAAACACAAGGAGAUAUCUGGAUUCAGCUGAUCUCUCUAGCGGGCCAAGACUUUCGCUCUCUCCAUCUUGCUCACAGGGCCGGAAGCGCUCUGCGGCCUCAGAUAUCGAGACACAAAGCAGCCUAGGAAGAUCUCCCCACAAACAUACGACCUACUACAAAGAGUACUCGCAAAGCUUCUGCACGUGGGAAGUCUCUCAGAGUUUGCAGCUUCCUUCGGUCGUAGAGACAUCACAGGUGGUGGUGCGCCAGAAUGAGCUCUGUAAAACAAUCAACGACUAUCUCGUUCUUGGACUUCUUGGCAAAGGCUCUUACGGCAAAGUUAAGCUCGUCGAAUCCAUCACCACGGGCCAGAAGCUUGCCAUGAAAAUUCUUCCGGCUCCUAAAACAAAAGCAAGCGAAAAGCGCCGUACAGCAAUUCAGCGUGAAAUUGCUGUUAUGAAGCGUCUCAAGCACCCUAACAUGGUGCGCCUUCAUGAAGUUCUGGGCAACACGAAGUCUGGCAAGCUUUAUCUUGUCCUUCAAUACAUAAGUGGUGGGACUAUAGCGAAGAAGCUGACCGGUACUUCGAUUCAGCCCAUCGAAGAAGAGACGCUCAAAUUGCAGGCGCGACAGCUGGUAAACGUUCUCAAGUACUUGCAAAUUAAUGGCGUUGUCCAUCGCGACAUCAAACCUGAUAACAUUCUUGUCGACGAAAAUGGAAACGCGUUUCUUUCCGACUUUGGAGUAAGCGCUGUCUGCACUGAUGAAGUCGUUUCUGGGGUUGAAGGUACACCCGCUUUCAUGGCUCCGGAGGUGUGUCGCGGUGAUGAUGAAGUGACGGGUCAUUUGGUCGAUGUUUGGGCUCUGGGAGCUUCACUCUUUCAGCUCAUGUACGGCGUCCUUCCUUUCAUAGCAUCGAACAUGAUGGAUCUGGCGCGACAGAUUGUAGGCGAGCCGCUCAUUUUCCCUGAUGAGGACUCCACGCGCUGGCAGCCGUUUGUCGACGAAUUUGGGUUACCCGAAGUGGCUGCGUCUACCGAUUUCAAGGAAGUCAUGCGAGGGAUGCUUGAGAAGGAUCCUGCGAAACGAUGGGGUGUGCGGAGGAUAUUGAACUCCAACUGGCUUGCCGAUUCAGAAAAGCAAACACCGAGUGAGGGCUCCUUUCGAUCAACGGAUGAGGUUUCAAUUCAGUUGGAUGUGAAUUUUUCAGAUCUUGAGGACGCAAUUGUUCCAGCUGAGAUCAUGUACAUCUGA
Molecule: messenger RNA, 1446 nt
Organism: Leptomonas pyrrhocoris
Lineage: Eukaryota; Euglenozoa; Kinetoplastea; Trypanosomatida; Trypanosomatidae
Product: putative Protein kinase domain
Exons: 1
Coding region: 1-1446 (481 amino acids)
Biological process (GO): protein phosphorylation
Molecular function (GO): ATP binding; protein kinase activity
Source: RefSeq, a predicted model, not a curated record